Lethenteron reissneri (Far Eastern brook lamprey) is the source of this 6015-nucleotide messenger RNA. RefSeq names its product kinetochore scaffold 1 (gene KNL1). Gene Ontology annotation, cellular component: nucleus. Gene Ontology annotation, biological process: protein localization to kinetochore; attachment of spindle microtubules to kinetochore; cell division. The record is from RefSeq and is a predicted model, not a curated record. Lineage: Eukaryota; Metazoa; Chordata; Hyperoartia; Petromyzontiformes; Petromyzontidae.
GGUCAAGUCUUGGUCGUGCUCGGCCUUCCCAGCGGAAAAUCAGCGGAGAUGUUUGCCGACGACGACGAGAGCGAGAACAGCGCGCAAGCCUCGCAGGCGAACCACAGGAAGAGGCUUUCUUCGAUCCUGAAAGUCCCGGAGAAACCGGUUUUGGAAGAGCGAGAUGACAAUAAAAUGCAGGCAGACACGAUGGUGCGCAGGAAGUCUUUGAAGCUUUCGCGGAGGGUCAGCUUCGCCACAACAGACCACGUGAAAGAAUUCAACACAGAGACGACUUUUCUUGGUGUCAGCGUUGAUGGUGAACCUCCAGGGAAGGUUGAAGCUGGUCUCUGUGAGGACGCAAGCCUUCCUGUGGGGCAGAAGAUAGCAGGAUUGGACACUCUGCUGCAUGGGCCCAUCCAGAACCCAGCCCAACUCACCGAGGAUGGAGAGGAUCUUCCGAUUAUUCCGGCAGCAGCAAAGGCCCCAGCUGGGGCAGCCAAGUUUGAAAAGAUCGACUUCAAAGAAACGUUGAAGAGGCUCAACAGGGGCAAGCCGGAGCCUGGCGGACACCGCUUCUUCUCGGAUCCGUUCUGCGCGGGCGAGGGGCUGGCUGACGUCGGGCCGAGCACCGUCGCCCAGGCGAACCGACCAGCGCCGCCGAAGCCGACGCAGGGCGACGUGCCCGCUUUUCCCGCAGGGGUCCCCCACUCCAUGCUCGACCGCACUGCCAUUUUCGAGGACGACGCGAUGGACAUGACGGUCGGCGUCACUGCCCUCAUUGAGGGCGACUUUGUUGAGCCCUUGCGCAACAAACGCACGGCGGUCCAGCCGCAGACACGGCGCGACGACCCCUAUUGCCCGCCCUCUGUUCCCUUCCUGGCGCCGGCGAACGGGAAAAGGGGGGGAGAAGCAGAGGAGGAGAUGGAGAUGACUCGCAGUCACACGGUCGUGAUCCGGACGCAAGAGGAGGUAGAGACGCAGCCUGGUGGGGUGAAGGCUUCCGUGCCGUACGGGCAUAAGUCUACGUACGUUCCCAAAGCGGUGGACUUGGCCGGGAGUCGCACGCCGUUUGGGCUCAGGGAGGCCGAGCACGCGACCCCGCGAAGGUCAGCGCCGAGAGAAGACCAGCCGCCGCGUCACGAUGUCACGAUCGGGUUUGAAGGCAACGAGGUUGACAUGGAGAUGACCAAAAGUCACACCGUAGUGAUUCGUAGCGACCCGACAAUAUCUCUCAGGGAGAAUUACGAUGAGGCUGACAUGGAGAUGACAAGAAGCCACACAGCAGUGAUCCGUAGCGACCCAACAAGAUAUCUAGGAGAGAAGUACGAAGAAGCUGACAUGGAGAUGACAAGAAGCCACACAGCGAUGAUUUGUAACGACCCAACAAGAUCUCUCAGGGAGAAGUAUGAAGAAACUGACAUGGAGAUGACAAGAAGCCACACAGCGAUGAUUCGUCACGACCCAACAAGAUCUCUCAGGGAGAAGUACGAAGAAACUGACAUGGAGAUGACAAGAAGCCACACAGCGGUGAUUUGUAACGACCCAACAAGAUCUCUCAGGGAGAAGUAUGAAGAAGCUGACAUGGAGAUGACAAGAAGCCACACAGCGAUGAUCCGUCACGACCCAACAAGAUCUCUCAGGGAGAAGUACGAAGAAACUGACAUGGAGAUGACAAGAAGCCACACAGCGGUGAUUUGUAACGACCCAACAAGAUCUCUCAGGGAGAAGUAUGAAGAAGCUGACAUGGAGAUGACAAGAAGCCACACAGCGAUGAUCCGUCACGACCCAACAAGAUCUCUCAGGGAGAAGUACGAAGAAACUGACAUGGAGAUGACAAGAAGCCACACAGCGGUGAUUCGUAGCGACCCAACAAGAUCUCUAGGAGAGAAGUAUGGAGAAGCUGACAUGGAGAUGACCAAAAGUCACACCGUAGUGAUUCGUAACGAGCCAACAAGAACUCUAGGAGAGAAGUACGGAGAAGCUGACAUGGAGAUGACAAGAAGCCACACAGCGAUGAUUCGUCACGACCCAACAAGAACUCUCGGGGAGAAGUACGAAGAAACUGACAUGGAGAUGACAAGAAGCCACACAGCGGUGAUUCGUCACGACCCAACAAGAUCUCUCAGGGAGAAGUACGAAGAAACUGACAUGGAGAUGACAAGAAGCCACACAGCGGUGAUUCGUAGCGAUGCAACAAGAUCUCUAGGAGAGAAGUAUGGAGAAGCUGACAUGGAGAUGACAAGAAGCCACACAGCGAUGAUCCGUCACGACCCAACAAGAACUCUCGGGGAGAAGUACGAAGAAGCUGACAUGGAGAUGACAAGAAGCCACACAGCGAUGAUUCGUAACGACCCAACAAGAUCUCUCAGGGAGAAGUACGAAGAAACUGACAUGGAGAUGACAAGAAGCCACACAGCGGUGAUUCGUAGCGACCCAACAAGAUCUCUAGGAGAGAAGUAUGGAGAAGCUGACAUGGAGAUGACCAAAAGUCACACCGUAGUGAUUCGUAACGAGCCAACAAGAACUCUAGGAGAGAAGUACGAAGAAACUGACAUGGAGAUGACAAGAAGCCACACAGCGAUGAUUCGUAGCGACCCAACAAUAUCUCUAGGAGAGAAGUAUGGAGAAGCUGACAUGGAGAUGACCAAAAGUCACACCGUAGUGAUUCGUAACGAGCCAACAAGAUCUCUCGGAGAGAAGUACGAAGAAGCUGACAUGGAGAUGACAAGAAGCCACACCGCGGUAAUUCGUAACGAUGUAACUACUAGACCUCUCGCAGAAAAUUACAAUGCUGCCACACAGGAGCUGCGAGCUCGGCCAUCCAACGUUGCGCCGCGUGGAAACAGAACUGUAAUAUUUCACGACGAGGACAAGGUGGAGGUCGCGAGGUGCCAAACAGUGGCGAUCACUGGAGAGGGGCUGCGGGGUGUCACGACUAAUGAGCCACCGAGAGCUUUGAACACCAAGAAGACCGGUGGCGCCAAGAGCAAUGUCGUGGCGCCGAAGAGCAUCAGCAACAGCAGCAGCGCGAUCAUCGAAUGCGAGACGACACAACUGCUCGGCAACCCGCAGCCGGCUCGAGUAGAACCUAAGCACGUGAGCGUCGGAGACCGGCGAGCUUCGCCACCGGAGGAGGUCGAAAUCCGGCCUUGUGGAAGUGGUGCGGCCGCAGCUGAUGGUGGCCGUGGUGUGCAUGAGGGCAGCACACGGUCCAAUCGCCCCAUCACGAUGGAACAACCGGUGGCGACCGCAGAGUUUGGUGGGCAGGCCGGGGCAGGGAGAGACAGUGGAGAGGCCAGAGGGGAUGGGCAUCAGUGGGCAAGGACGGACGGCGAGGGACGCACUACGGCGGCCGACACCGAGCCGAUCGUCCGGGCCGCUGCGGCGAACAACGUGACGAUUCCGCGGCUCUGCACGGUCGCGCGAGACGCCGAGUCGGUGGAGCCGGGGAAGUUGCUGGAGGCGGCCGAGCUGCCGGCGAGGGCGCAGCCGAAAGCCAUCGAGGAGGUGAGCUCACUCGGCAAGUCUGGCCAUUUGGGCGCAGAAGAAAACAAAGUAAAGUUGGCUGGUGCAGGCGUAUUCGAAAGCAGAACGGACAAGGUCCCUAAGGAACUUCUGGGGUCGCCAGUAAAGGAGCCGGCGGCAUUAUCGGUGGAGCCAAGUAGCGCUCGUCUGGAGAUGAAAUGCGAUGCCGCCGUGACGGAGGUGGCGGCGGCAAGACCAACGGACAACCCCACGACUUUCCUGCUGAGAAAGCAGCUGGACAAGAGGCUGUCGCUCAUGACCCUCCACGAGCAGCAGCUGCAGCGCAAGCAGCCGGGUGCGGGCGAGCACGGUACCCACCGGCGCGCCACCAUGCUGCUGCCGUUCGCCUCCGCCGACGGGGACACUCGGCCCCACACGGACAUCCUGCUUGGCAGGCGCUACUCGUCCGCCAUGGCGCUGACGCCCGAGUGCACGCGCGCCGUGCGACGCCGGCUGUCGAUGCUGCAAGCGGCGCGAGCGAGGGGGGCGGGCGGCGGCGACGACGACGACGCCACGGCGAGCAACAGGAGGCUAACCACCUCGGACCGGCUCGGCCAGCUGAUGCCGCUGCUUACCAAGCAGGUCCAGCUCGCAGACCUGGAGAUGGAGAUGGCGCUGCAGGGUGGGCACCUGUGUGAGGAGGCGCUGAAGGUGGUGUCCGAGAUAGAGAAGGCCGGAUCCCAGCAGGCAGUCACCCACGGUGAUUUCCACACCUCGUACAAUAUGCAAGACGAGACUUUGCCGGCUUCAACUGUUGGGCAGCAGGAGCUGUGGACGGGGCAGCUGGAGGAGCACACGGGAGGUGGGGGUACGGCGUGCCAAGCGGCGGCGCAGGGGAAGCGCGCCACGGAGGAAAGCGGCGGCGGCGGCGGCGGCAAGCGGCGACGCAGCGACAGGGACGGGGAUACACUCGCCUGCAUGGACGAGCCCGAGGAGAAGGAGCAGGAGGGACCGACGUUCCUCCCGGCACUCCAGCUGUCCCUCUCUGCCGGACACGGUGAACUCCAGGCCUCGCCGAGCGGAGGCAACUCAAGGAUCGUCACUGAUGGGUUCAUGCCAGCCAUUGCCCAGGCCUGCCAAAACAUCAGCCUCACCUCAAGCCACGAGGGCUGGGUGGACGGCAACGUCACCAUCCGGGCCUUCAUGAAGAACAUGCUGCUCGAAGCCACCGUGGCCCUAUCCAGACAUAGCGAGAUCAUGGUCAUGCCCCAGGAGGAGGAGGAGCGAGGGCAACGGCUGCGCAGGACGGUGCGGGAGAGGCAUGUGGUCAUCCCCAAGAUGAGAGCCAAAGAAGAGCAACUUGGACGGAUCCAGGAGCAGACGGCACAGCUCACCGGCGAGGGUGGAGAUCGGUUGCUGAAGUCGCUGGACCCGCAGCUCUGCAGGAGGAUGAUGAGUUGCAAGCAGACGGAGCACGACGAGUUCCUGACGGAGCUCAGGGCCGAGAGGGACUGCCUGCGGGAUGAGGCGAAGCACGUGUACGCGCGUGGCAGCACGGAGCAGCUGACGGAGCUGCUCGCACAAAUGCAGGGUCAUCUAGAGGUUCUGGAGAAUCGAGUGCAGCAGACUAAGAAGACCCUGGAGGACAUCAACUUCCACAUGGCGCAAAUGGACGACGAAUCCAGGAACGACCAGGAUCGCGUCGCCGAGCCAGUGCCGAGCCGCGCCCUGCUGCUCGACAAGAAGAACGAACUGACGGAGCUGGCAAAUGAGAAGAAGGAAGUGAAAAGGCUGCAGCGCGAGCGCCACAAGGAGCUGAACCUGGUGGCCAAGACGCUGCGUGAGCAGCAGCAGCAGCUCCUCGUCCCCGUCCACAGCGUCUCCGAGUACCACAGGCUGACGGGGUGGGAGCUGCAGUGGUGGCAGGAGAACGAAGCUGUGUUCCUCUUCCUGCACGGAUCGCUGGAGGCGAAAGUCAAGUUCGGCAAGCGAAUCGACGGCCUCACGUUCGCCGGGCAGCCCAUGCGAGAGAUCUCCGACAUCCAGCUCACGUGGCAGCUCGGCGAUUCCCCGUUCCCCGAGGCUACCAGCCUCCUCCAGCGCCUGCUGUUGGCGGGGCUCGGCAACCAUUGCACGUGGGCAGCGCAGCACCGCAGCAGCCUGCACCUCCCGCAGGUGCUGCACGAGCUGACGCUGGUGGCGGAGCGGGCGCGGGGGCUGAGCGAGGACGUGGCCUUCCUGCUGGGGGGCACGGGGCUGCGCUACGACCUCGUGCGCGCGUCUGUCGACGGGCUCAGGCUCGGCUGCGUCUUCUCCAGCCUGCCGGCCUUCUGCAAGUUCCGUGUCAACUUUGAGCUGCAGCCCGGCUACCCCUUCACGCCGCUGCAGUUUGAAGUGCGGCCCCUCAUCGGCAAGCCCAGCGUGGAGCAGCAGGUGAGCCACGCGGUGAGGGCCGUGCCGAUCGGGUGGCGCUACCUGACCCGCGUCGUCCACAACAUUCACGCGUCCGUGCUGGCCGGCACCGGCAAACCCGGAGGGGCGCCCAGCGACUAACGGGGCCAGCGGCAG